Molecule: messenger RNA, 521 nt
Organism: Diversispora eburnea
Lineage: Eukaryota; Fungi; Glomeromycota; Glomeromycetes; Diversisporales; Diversisporaceae
Source: the annotation of a GenBank genome assembly
UCACUACCAUGGAAGAGGCAUGUAAAGAAGGUAAUAUCUUCGUUACUACUACUGGAAAUCGAGAUAUUAUUGUAGGCAGACAUUUUGAGCAGAUGAAAAAUGAUUCUGUAGUGUGCAAUAUUGGACAUUUCGACAUUGAGGUUGACGUUGCUUGGCUCGUUAAAAACGCGGUGAAACAUGUCAAUAUUAAGCCUCAGGUUGAUCGUUAUACAUUGAAAAACGGAAGAAAUAUAAUUCUUCUUGCAGAAGGAAGAUUAGUUAACCUCGGAUGUGCCACGGGUCAUUCAAGUUUUGUGAUGAGCAAUUCAUUUUCAAAUCAAGUUUUGGCACAAAUUGCCCUUUGGACGGAUUCUGAAUCAUACCCAUUGGGUGUUCACGUGUUACCCAAAAAACUUGAUGAGGAAGUUGCCGCUGCACAUCUCGAACAAUUAGGUGUUAAACUGACAAAGCUUACUCCUGCACAAUCCGAAUAUAUCGGGGUUCCUAUUGAAGGUCCUUUCAAACCCGAAUAUUAUCGGUAA